Messenger RNA from Terrapene triunguis (Three-toed box turtle), 848 nucleotides. RefSeq names its product splicing regulator RBM11. The transcript has 2 exons. The annotation marks the transcript as partial. Lineage: Eukaryota; Metazoa; Chordata; Testudines; Emydidae. The record is from RefSeq and is a predicted model, not a curated record.
GAAUCAAGAGCCUUAUGGCAGUCCUCCAUUUCCCAUUACUCCUUUUCCAAUGAACAAUAGUUUACCUCAGGAAUAUUCAGCCUUUCAAAAGAUGAUGAGCCAUUUUUUAACACAGCAGUAUGCUGUUUACAGUCCAAUGGAACAGCAGCUUCCUUACUAUCAGAUGACUCCACCACCAUCUUCAGUUUUUCCCAUGCCACCCUAUAUGAAUCCUGUUGAGGAUUUUAAAGCUGGGCAAAGCUCUUUUGAGUGGGUUCCUCCACAACUGAGCGACUGUGAAUCAUAUCUGGCUAAUGAAAAUGCUUGUAAAAGAAAAAGAGAGCAGCAAACUAGUGAUAGUGACAGUAGCAUGGAAAAUGACAGAAAAAAACAAAGAGAACAUGGCCAAAAAUACCGUAAGUGUAAGAUCAAGAAAAAAAGGCACUAAUACUGUGUGCCUGAGUUCACAGUUUUUUUUAAUUGCGCUUUUAUUUGUUCUUUUUAUUUGAGAGUGAGCAUCUCUCUCAUUUUUGCACUUUACUAAAAUGGACUCACAAGAUUCAUGACUAUUAUUUUUGAAAUGUAAUAUGUAUAAAGUAUCCUGACAUUGCAGUUAAUCUUAUCAUAUUUGGAGGAAGAAAUCCUUCUAAAAAAGGUAUAGGAAAAGUAUUGUAAAAGUUGAACUUUUCCUAAUAAAGGACAAAAGCACUUUUGUUUCCCUUAUUUUUUCAUGAAGCAAUGACAACUAUUAUUCCACUAAUACAUGAAGUUUUCAACUUUAGUCAUUCAAAAGUAUUACAGAUGUGUGUUGGAGUAAGAACCCUGUAGGGUAGCUUUAAAAGAAUUGUUCAAGCUGAGCAGUAUUAAAG